This is a messenger RNA of Emiliania huxleyi CCMP1516, 1233 nucleotides long. RefSeq lists its product as hypothetical. Bases 1 to 1233 code for a protein of 410 amino acids. The transcript is spliced from 3 exons. Gene Ontology annotation, cellular component: membrane. Lineage: Eukaryota; Haptophyta; Isochrysidales; Noelaerhabdaceae. Gene Ontology annotation, biological process: regulation of peptide transport. The record is from RefSeq and is a predicted model, not a curated record.
AUGAAAGACGACCACGCGUGGCGGCAGCGGGUGGGUGCGCUGCUUGUCGUGCUGGUCGCGGUGCUCUAUGUCGGCUCGGGCAUUGCCAUCCAGUCGCUCUUUGACGAGCUGGACUUUGAGAAGCCCUUCUUCUUCUCGUACGUCUCCGUGAUGCUGUGUUCGUCCUACCUGCUCGGCUCCGCCUACUCGCGCCUCCGCUCCUGCUCCUCUCACUCGUACGCCCAGCUUUCGGCGGAGCCGCUCGCUAGCUCGGCCAAGCCCUCGUACGUCUUUGAGUCGUGGGAGGCGCUCGGCCAUGUGCUGCGGCCGGCGCUGUUCCUCGCGCCCUGCUACUUUGCGCUAAACUACACCUACUUCCUCUCGCUCGACCUCACCUCCGCCUCAGAGACGAUGACAAUCAAUGCGUCGACCGGCGUCUGGACGCUCCUCGCAGAGAGGCUCGUGCUCGGGGAGAGGAUUACCUGGCUCCGGCUCGCGACGGUGAGCGUCUCGGUGGGCGGGCUCGGCCUCGUCACCUACUCGGCCGCCAUACGCGACGAGGCGCACACGAGCCCGCUCGAGGCGAGCGACUCGGCGGCGGGCGCGGCGCUCGCGCUCAUGUCGGCCGCCUCGUCAGGCCUGUAUGCGGUGCUGCUGCGGGCCGCGGUGCCCAGCGAGUCCUCGUUGCACAUGCCCUCCCUAUUUGGGUUGAUGGGCCUCUCCGCGGCGGUGCUGUUCUGCCCGCUCUUCCCGCUGCUGCACUUUUCGGGCGUCGAGCUCUUUGCGGUGCCGCCGUCGCAACAGGCGGUCUCGGCCCUGCUGCUCAACGCCGUGCUCUCGACGGUCCUGCCCGACAUGCUGCUCGCGCAGGCGGUGGUGAUGACGUCGCCCCUCCUCGCCACGCUCGGCCUCUCGCUCAUGAUACCGCUCUCCGUCCUCUCCGACGUGCUGCUCGGCCAGGCGCACGUCUCGCCGCCCUUCUUCCUCGGCACGGCCGCCGUCUUUGUCGGCUUCCAGCUCGAGCACUAUGCCGAGGGCCGCGACGCCACGGCGCGCCAUCCUGGCGGCGCCGCGACGGACGACGCGGACGAGGUGGAGGUGGCCGUCGCUCGUCUGGCGACCCCCCGGCCCUCGUCGCUGGCCGCCGACAGGGCGCGCUCAACCGCGUACGCCGCGCUCGACGACUCGUGCGCGACGCCGCCCCUGUCGGUCGGUCCGUCACCGCACAUGGAGCGGCCACUGCUGGCCAGGUAG